AUUGAUUGCAUCGCGGGGCUCAGAUGACUGUAAAAUGAAUAGAUGAAAUUCUUGCUUCUCGAAGAUUUUCUUGGGCAUCUCCGGGAAAGUGCGUUUUAAGGCGAAGUCAUGAUGUAUUCUCCCAUCUGUCUCACUCAGGAUGAAUUUCACCCAUUCAUCGAGGCACUACUUCCACAUGUCCGUGCAAUCGCCUAUACUUGGUUCAACCUGCAGGCUCGGAAACGCAAGUACUUUAAAAAGCACGAGAAGCGAAUGUCAAAGGAUGAAGAAAGAGCAGUCAAAGAUGAGCUUCUCAGCGAAAAGCCUGAAAUCAAACAAAAGUGGGCAUCCAGGCUCCUGGCCAAACUGCGCAAAGAUAUCCGCCAGGAGUACCGAGAGGAUUUUGUGCUCACCGUGACUGGCAAGAAGCACCCGUGCUGUGUCUUAUCCAAUCCCGACCAGAAGGGUAAGAUUAGGAGAAUCGACUGCCUGCGACAGGCAGACAAAGUCUGGCGUCUGGAUCUAGUCAUGGUGAUCCUGUUCAAAGGCAUCCCUUUGGAAAGUACCGAUGGAGAGCGGCUCAUGAAAUCCCCACAUUGCACAAACCCAGCACUUUGCGUCCAGCCACAUCAUAUCACAGUAUCAGUUAAGGAGCUUGAUUUGUUUUUGGCAUACUACGUGCAGGAGCAAGAUUCUGGACAAUCAGGAAGUCCAAGCCACAAUGAUCCUGCCAAGAAUCCUCCAGGAUACCUUGAGGACAGUUUUGUAAAAUCUGGAGUCUUCAACGUUUCAGAACUUGUGAGGGUAUCCAGAACGCCCAUAACCCAGGGAACUGGAGUCAACUUUCCAAUUGGAGAAAUUCCAAGCCAGCCGUACUAUCAUGACAUGAACUCGGGGGUCAAUCUGCAGAGGUCGCUGUCUUCUCCACCAAGCAGCAAAAGACCCAAAACUAUAUCAAUAGAUGAAAAUAUGGAACCAAGUCCCACUGGAGACUUUUAUCCUUCUCCUAAUUCACCAGCUGCUGGAAGUCGAACAUGGCAUGAAAGAGAUCAAGACAUGUCUUCUCCCACUACGAUGAAGAAGCCCGAAAAGCCAUUGUUCAGCUCUACAUCUCCACAGGAUUCGUCCCCAAGACUGAGCACUUUCCCCCAGCACCACCAUCCCGGAAUACCUGGAGUUGCACACAGUGUCAUCUCAACUCGAACUCCACCUCCACCCUCACCGUUGCCAUUUCCAACACAAGCUAUUCUUCCUCCAGCCCCGUCGAGCUACUUUUCUCAUCCAACAAUUAGAUAUCCUCCCCACCUGAAUCCUCAGGAUACUCUGAAGAACUACGUACCUUCUUAUGAUCCAUCCAGUCCACAAACCAGCCAGCCUAACAGCAGUGGUCAAGUAGUAGGGAAAGUGCCUGGCCAUUUCACUCCUGUCUUGGCACCCUCUCCCCAUCCCAGUGCAGUGCGACCAGUGACCCUGAGCAUGACAGAUACUAAACCCAUCACUACAUCCACUGAAGGUGAGGCAGCUUCACCCACAACAACCACCUACACAGCCUCAGGCACAUCUCAAGCCAAUCGAUAUGUGGGACUAAGCCCAAGAGACCCAUCCUUCCUACAUCAGCAACAGCUGAGGAUUUGUGACUGGACCAUGAAUCAAAACGGCAGGCAUUUAUACCCCAGUACCAGUGAGGAUACAUUGGGAAUUACUUGGCAAAGUCCUGGUACCUGGGCUAGCUUGGUUCCUUUCCAAGUAUCAAAUAGGACACCCAUCCUACCGGCAAAUGUCCAAAAUUACGGUUUGAAUAUAAUUGGAGAACCUUUCCUUCAAGCAGAAACAAGCAACUGAGGGAAAAUGAAAUGCGACUAUAGCUGAAGAAAAAAAAAUAAAAGCAAAAGAGGAAGACUGGACAAAACAAAACACAAAAAGGGAGAAAGGAAAGAAAUUGAAGAAAGAAGAUAAUAGACCAGCAUUGCAGCACUUACAAUCACUAAUUCCCUUAAGGUUGAAACUGUUAUGACAUAAAAAGGGUCGAUGAUAUUUCACUGAUGGUAGAUCGCAGCCCCUGCAAAGUAGCCUUUGUUACAUGAAGUCCGCUGGGAAAUAGAUGUUCUGUCUCUAUGACAAUAUAUUUUAACUGACUUUCUAGAUGCCUUAAUAUUUGCAUGAUAAGCUAGUUUUAUUGGUUUAGUAUUCUUGUUGUUUACGCAUGGAAUCACUAUUCCUGGUUAUCUCACCAACGAAGGCUAGGAGGCGGCAUCAGAGGUGCUGGGGACAGAGCCAUGAGCCAGCCAUUUUAUAAGCACUCUGAUUUCUAAAAGUUAAAAAAUAUAUCAAAUCUCUCUGUAGCCUUUAGUUAUCAGUACAGAUUUAUAAAUUUUGGCCCUUAACCCAGCCUUUUUCCAGUGUGUAACCCAGUUUGAAAUCUUAAAAAAAUGAAAAAAAAAGAAAAAAAAGAAAGAAAAGAAAAAAAAGGAAAAAAAAAGGAAAAAAGAAAAAAAAACAGUUUGAACACAAAGGCUCUAUGGAAGAAAUGCCUCUAUGUAGGUGAAGUGUUAUCUCUGCAUGCAACAGUAAAAAUUAAUAUAAUAUUUUCCCCACAAAAGAAACACUUAACAGAGGCAAGUGCAAUUUAUAAAUUUAUAUCUAAAGGGGAAUCAUGAUUAUAAGUCCUUCAGCCCUUGGACUCUAAAUUGAGGGGAUUAAAAAGAAUUUAAAAUAAUUUUGAACAAAUUUAUUUUCCCCUCAGUUUUUGAGGGCAUUUAAAAAAGGCAUUAAAUCAAGACAAAUCAUGUGCUUGAGAAAAAAAAAAUUAAUGAAAACACAGCACUUAUGUUGGUUUAGCUGCAGCCUCCUUGGAGGUAGAAUUUAUUUAUUUAAAAUUACUGGUUGCAUCAAGAACCCAUAGGGUGUACAAAAGGUUCUAUAAAAUCUGCAUUAUAGAGACAAAGAGGCAGGCAAAUCCAUGUCACAAGGGUAAAGCUUACAGUUUACAAACUGGGAACGCCAGGGUGUAGGAUAUAAAAGUGCACUCUUGAGGAAACAGAUGUAAUCAGGGUGCUGAAAACUUGCAUGGUGCUUUCAGACAUUAGCCUUGUUCAACAAAUUUCUUGUAUUGACAGAUCUAUAGUGUGCAUGGGCAGACACAUUUUGCCUCUAUGUCUCUUUAAAUUUUAAUUAAAAAUACUCUUUCCAGUAAUCCUAAUUUGCACGAAGAUAUAAUGUCCACAUUACGUGCCUUGCCUUGAAAUCUAAAAUACAAAAAAAACAAAAAAAACACAAAAAAACAAAAGUGACAUCACUACACUUGUUUUGCUGCAUUUAUUAUCAUUUUAAAUCUUUACCAUUUUUAUGACAAAAUAUUUUGUACUCCAGACGAAGAAAAAUGUGUGACAUCAUGGAUUUUUUAGACAGUUAUACCUUUAUCUCACAUUUAUAAAGCAUAUCAUGGCUGUGUAUAGUUGCCGCUUAAAAAUUGUAAUCGACCAGCAAUAUUUUCAGUAUUUUGGUGUUUUUUCUAUUAACCUUUCAUGUUUUUCAUCUUCCAAUUAAUAUUUCGGGGGGAGGGGUUUCAAAUUUAUACGAAUUAUGCAAUACCAAGUUUUGCCUAUGUAGGUAGUGCUUUUAGCUGUAUUGGUUAUUAUAGGUAAGUACACAGAUUUUAAAAAAAUAAUGUAUGCUUUUUUUUUCUGUUUGUUCGUUUGUUUUAAUUGACCAAAGUGGGUACUGCUAUUUUUGCAGUGUGAUGAGGUCCUUUUGUGUACUGAGAGAUGGACAGGGGAUUUUUUUUUAAUAUACAUAUAUAUAUAUUCUGGGGUGGGUGGGAGGAUUUGUAACACUUUACAGUGUAGCUGUGAAGCAGUGCACCCUGAGAUGGGCCCGGGCUGCAAAGCGACUGUUCUGCCUACUGUGACAAACUUCAACUUCCACAGGUUUUCCCCUUCUCUAACUCCCUACCUGGGGUGCAAGCUGAACUCAUUUCUGGUUUUCACAACAACGUACAAGUAAGAACAAGCAAACACCACAUAUUCUCCUGGAGGCAGACUUGGCUUCAACAAACCAUCUUACCUGGUUUUGUUGGGGGUCAUUGUUCUUGAAAGUUUUAGAUCCACAGUGGAGAGUGAGCCAGUCUCAGAUUUGGCUAUAUGGUGGUUGAAAUGUCCACGUAGUGGCUGUUUCCCACUUUGGGGGUUUUCACACACACACACACACACACACACACACACACACACACACACACACGCAUAACAUUCUCCUGCUAUGGCCAUCAGCUGGAGGGAGUGCUCCUUUUCCUCCCCACAGCCCUACUCUUCCCAGUUAUACUUCUCAUACAUGAAUCUAUCAUUGACCCUGACUCACUACGUCAAAGAGAUGGCAGUGUGUUUGGAUUUCCUAUAGACCUAGAAGAAUGAACAGAGGGUUGCUAUUAUGAAAUGGAUUUGGAUUUAUAGAUUAAAAAUCAAAGUUCAAUUUUUAAGGGAAAAAAAGUAAAUCUGGUUAAGUUUUCAUUUGACCUGCCCUUGAGAACCAGAGCAGAAGUAUCAAAUUUUAAGAAAUUAAUUUUCCUGUGGAUGAAUUAAACUUCUUAGAUGCAGAGAGGAUUUUUUUUCAAGGAUUAGUACCUCAACUAUAUAUGACUUUACUUUCCCUGAGGGCUAGAAGGUGAAUGGAGGCUGGUUUUAUUUUGCCCCUCCCUGCCCAACCAACACCUCCCAGUCCCCUGGAGGGAAUGCUUUAGGAGAAGGCAAAUCUUUUGAAUAAGUGGUCCCUGGGGUGGGGGUGGGGAAACCUAUUUUGAGGAGACUCAUCCUGGCUCCCUUCCCCCCAGGCCCUGGCCUAAUAACGUGAACUCUCCAUUGUUCUCCUAGUAUCAUUUAAUAAGGAAUACUGUAGAACAAUGCUGAUGGGCCUGAGAAUUGUAUUUGAUUAACUCAUUCAGUUAGAUGGCCCGGAAUGCUGAAUAGCACAGCGGGAUCUUCCCAGCGCAAGUUCAAAAGUGAGUUCCAGCCAUUUCUGUCACACUUGCCCUGGUAGAACACAGAUCAUCUCAGCCAAGCUCUCCAUUUUAUCUCUGACCUACUAGGGGAACUCAUCAACCUCACAGGACACGCAGUAUUUCUGAAGGGCAGACUCACUCUCUAUCUCUCUCACUCUCUCUCUCUUUUUUUUUUUUUGCCAGAGAAUGAGCAGUUCUAGCUAAAUAAGUUACACACUGUGGGUAUUCCUGCCUGCCUCUUGAAUACAAAGGCCUAGUUCAAGUGUUGCUUCCCCUCCCCCCCAUCAUUUUUUUUCUCCUUUCCUUUUUUUGAGAUAAAACUAUUAAAAAAUACUACUAUAUAUAUAUUAUAUAUAAAAAUCUCAAACCCAUUUUUUGGCCUCCUCCUCUUUUACCGGGAAGUAUAUUCUGACUAAGGGCCCCACUUUUGCAAGUCUUGCACGCCCCUUCCUUACCCAGAACUGCAGAGCUUCAGGAUGGCGAUCUUCACCCCAGGGCCCCGGUUUGGGUGGUGGGUCCAGUCACACCCCUGGAUGGGGGCACUGCUUUGCUUUGCAGUCCACUAUUCACAGUGCCUCUGAAGUGUUUCCUCUGGAGUGACAUGAGCAUUUGAGGCUUGUCUAAGGAAAAAAAGUAAUUACAAGGCAGUGAAGGAGACUGUACAUAAAGACAUGGCAAAAAUCUUAAUUAUAGCAAUAUAGUUAUGGGGUAAUGUUCAGGUGGGCAGCUCCAUUUAAAAAAUAUGUGAAUGAAUCUGUGAAGCUGCAAGUAGCAAGAAGAGCGAAAGGUCUUCUUAAUGAACCGCCUACCUUGUAGACAGUAAUUUGUACACUGUAUAGUUUUGUUAAGAAUUUUUUUUAAAUUAAAAUGCCCAUGUUUGUAAAGCUAACUUUUUAACAAUUAUAAUGGAACUAUAUGUUGUUUCCAUUUUUAAAGUAAACAAGAAUAUUCCUUGUUUAGAGCCUGGACUUGAGUUAAAACUCUCCAGUCUCUUAAGUUAUGUAUUAAAAAAGAAUCUGUCCAUGUUAGGAGUUAUUUCACAGAUUCCUAUGCUUGAAAAGCAGAGGAGACUAAUCCUUUAAAAAAGUGUAAAUGGAGAAAAGUUAUAUUUUAUGAAGGUUAUUUUGUUGUAUUUAGUAUUGGAAAAGUUGGUUUCAGAGCAUUUCAGAAUGUCGGAAGCACCACUGUCUUUUUAUUAGUAUAUACGGCCUUUAGCAAAAGUUUUUUAUGAUUGUUAUGUGACGGUAUUUAAGUUUCACAGAACAUUCAGGAUAGGCAGAAAACAAAAACAGUGCUAUGUCUCACAUAAGGUGUCCUCAGGGAGCAGAAUCUUGGAUUGGUGACUUGUAGCUUCAUAAGGACUCAACAAAGAGAUUGCACAGCGACAUCUUCAGCGGGAUAACACCAGGACAUGUUCUUAACCUAGAUUCAAAUCUUCGUACUGUGUGAAACGAUGAAGGCUGCAGAAAGUUAUCCCAUAUUCAGUGUACAGUAUUCAUUUUUAAUGAAACAACUCUACGAUAUUGCUGGCAGAUAGGCCCCGAGCAUGACAUUCAAUACAGUUUACAUGUUCCUGUCAAGGUCUUCUGUUAACAUGAACCAGCUGCAUGCUUCCUGGACUUUUUUUUUUUUUUAAGAAAUUGGGUUUCUAGAGAAAACUUUUAUUUUUGUUUUUAAUGUGCAGGCUAUUCAAGUUCAAUAGUAAAAAAAGCUAAAAUUGAAUGUUCUACUCCAUGCUGAAGGAGCUGAAAGCUGCCUUCGUCAUAUUUUGCACUUUCUGGUAGUUCCCCUGUUUUUCCUAAUUCCUUAAAAAUUGUGUGGGUGGGUGGAGCACUGCAGUUGGGGAGGGGGGGUAACAUGGACCACUGAUUUUGCCCUUGAACCCUGCACAAUGACCUUUGCAUCAGCCAAACUCAUUGCCAUGACAACUCUUGUACUGUGUCCAGUGCCACAGAUCUGUUGGUUACAUUGUUAAUAGUAAAGGGGACAAGUUGGAGACGGUCAAUUUUUACAUUUUUUGUUGCAAUUUUUUCUUCAAUGGUUGUAAGUAGUUUUUUUUUUAAAUAAUAAAAGGGUUCACUAGUUAAUACUCUUUAGAAAUAUCUGUGUGUUGCAAUUCAAAUGUAUGUUGAGAUUGUGAAAAGUGCUUCAGUGCCACUAGCCUACCAGUAUGCUAGCCUCAGCCUUUGAUAACCUUUAUUGCAUGAUACAGUACCAGUAACAAAAGGUGGCCUAAAUCCAUGAGAAGCGGUGUAAGCUAGUGAUACUAAAGCCAGUCUUGUAUUACUGUAUUUUUGACAGAAUGGUUUUGAAAACUGUGCUACAGGGACUGAUGUGGCAAAUAUAUCUCCUUAUGCAGAAGGAAGUCUUUUUUUUUUAAAGAAGUAUGGCUUAUUAUGCAUUCUUCAUCGAGGGCAUUGAAGUUGCAUGGACUGAUAAAAGUUGAUGCAAAAACGAGAAACAAACAAACAAACAAAAAAAAAAACCAGCAAAAUGUUUACCAAAAAACUCAAACAAAUGAGCAGUGCCUGUUCAAUUUCACAGUCUCUGUUGAGUUCAGUUGUAAAUAUGUUUCAAAUGACAUUUUCUUGGGAAAAAAAAUCUCUACAGCAUUGUAGAAGGUGAGGGGUAACUAUAUCCCAGGCAUAGGCUUCUCAAAACUGCAUUAGAUUAUGUCUUCAUCAAGCUGUUAAUUUGUGCUUAUAUCAUAUAGAACUUUUAGCAUCCUGGGAAGAGGUGCCCCCACCUCAAUGAUAUUUCUCUGAGAACAACUUUUGUAGGACUGUGUGUUUCUUUAGAUACAUUUAGUACAACUGUAGGUGACGAGUAGUCAGUUACUGCUUGCUAGCUACACACCAGGGUUGAUCCAUUUUAAAACUUUUGGCAUUUUGUCCUCGUGGGCCAUAAAUACGGAACCUUGUAUUUUAAUUAAAAAUUUUAAAGAGGAGGCACAUGCACAAUCUCCAUGUAACCAACCUUUAGCAGUAGGAUGUAUUAUAUGACAGUUACUUAAUUUCUGGUGUUCAGACCUCUGGGAUCAGCCCCAGUCUGGGCCAGAACGUUAGCAAAGGUUUUAUUGUGCCCGGUUGGAGGAUAACUGUUCUUUGGGUACUUUUUGCGGGUUGCAAAUGAACUCAAUUGCCACAAGUUUUAAACUGGUGUAAAUCAAGCUUGACUUAAUGUGAUUGUUACUGUUAUAUCCAGCCUAUACUGCUAGCAGCUGCUCAUACUGCAGUCAAUUACUGGAAGCGGAUAUAUUUCCUAUGCAAAAACUGUUUAAACAAUAAAAUGAGCUAUGCUACA
This is a messenger RNA of Sorex fumeus (smoky shrew), 8272 nucleotides long. RefSeq names its product nuclear factor I B (gene NFIB). Gene Ontology annotation, biological process: regulation of transcription by RNA polymerase II. The record is from RefSeq and is a predicted model, not a curated record. The transcript has 12 exons. Gene Ontology annotation, cellular component: nucleus. Lineage: Eukaryota; Metazoa; Chordata; Mammalia; Eulipotyphla; Soricidae. Bases 109 to 1821 code for a protein of 570 amino acids. Gene Ontology annotation, molecular function: RNA polymerase II cis-regulatory region sequence-specific DNA binding; DNA-binding transcription factor activity, RNA polymerase II-specific.